Spinacia oleracea (spinach) is the source of this 1230-nucleotide messenger RNA. Its product is annotated as cytosolic sulfotransferase 15-like. Lineage: Eukaryota; Viridiplantae; Streptophyta; Magnoliopsida; Caryophyllales; Amaranthaceae. Bases 19 to 1011 code for a protein of 330 amino acids. The record is from RefSeq and is a predicted model, not a curated record. The transcript has a single exon. Gene Ontology annotation, molecular function: sulfotransferase activity.
UUUGUGAAACCUUAACCAAUGAAGCCCUCAGAAACCACAAAUAACAACUCAAAAGUGGAAGAAGUAUGGAUGGGUGCUUUUCCCAUUUGCCUUUACCAGGGUUUUUGGUGCCCCCCUAACCUUCUUCAACCUACUAUCUUAUUUCAAACCCAAUUCAAGGCAUAUGACAAUGAUAUCAUCCUAGCCAGCCUUCCUAAAACCGGCACCACUUGGUUAAAAUCUCUAAUCUUUGCCAUUGUAAAUCGAAAUAAGUUUCUUGAUUUUACACAACACCCUCUUCAAACUCAAAACGCCCAUGAACUUGUUCUCCAAUUAGAGGCCAAAGUUUAUAAUAACAUUACCAAUGGGUCAACCCAACCUGAUUUUCCAAAAUUACCCUCCCCUCGACUCUUUGCCACACACAUACCUUAUUUUUCACUACCAAAAUCAUUGAAAACCUCAAAAACUCGAAUUGUUUACGUAUGUAGAAAUCCACUUGACACUUUUGUUUCAUCGUGGCAUUUUUACCAUCAGUUUAAACUAAACAUGAAACCUGAGCUAGAUCAUUCAAUGAUAGAGCAACAUUUUGGUAAGUUUUGUGAGGGUAAAUUCCUAUAUGGCCCAUAUGAAGAUCAUGUACUUGGGUAUUCGAAGGAAAGCAUACAAAAUCCAGACAAGGUGUUGUUCAUGGAGUAUGAAGGACUGAUUGAGGAUCCAAAAGCUCAUGUGAAAAAGUUGGCAGAGUUCGUGGGUUACCCGUUUUCGAUGGAGGAAGAGAAAGGAAAUAUCAUAGAUGAGAUAAUUAAGCUUUGCAGCUUUGAUAGUUUGAAGGAAAUGGAAGUAAAUAAGAGUGGUAAUUUUUAUGGAUAUUUUGAGAACAAAGCUUUGUUCAGGAAAGGCGGAACCGGAGACUGGACUAAUUAUCUUACUCUUUCAAUGGUUAAGAAAUUUGAUGAAAUCUUCCAACUGAAAUUUAAGGGAUCUGGUUUUUCUUUUAACCACUACCAAUUCUUUUCUGGAACUCCAAAAUAGUUGGGAUAUAUGAAGGAUUUACUUGUAUUUCUCCUUCUUUAUGUUCUUUGUCUGUGUCUAGUGAGUUAAAUUAAUGGGCUUUCUACAUUGUACCCCUGUAUUUCUUUGAUUUCUAUGUUGUACUUGUAAAAUAUAGUCAACUGUAUCCAACGUUUAAAAAUUAUGUUACUUCUUAAACAAACUAAGGUUUAUCUGUAUUAUAAUCAAUUUUAUGUUUGU